GCUGCAGAUCAAAUGUUGAAACAUUCAUGAUUUGACGUUCCGGUCACGGUACAAGACGAAAUCUGCAAAAGUGAAUGAUUUUUUUUUUUUCAUAAAAUUGCAAUAUUUUUGGUGUAAAAUCGAUUCGAAAAUAUUCUAAUUUUUUUUUUCACAUAAACUAGUCGCAAGAGCCUAGCAUUAGUUUCGAACCAAGUGCCCAUAUUGUAACGGAAAUUGUAAACCAGGUUUAAUGCUCAAACAAUCACCAAUUGACGUUUCAAUUCAUGUACGUAAAAAGCAUGCUUAUUGAACUGUCAAACUCAUUUAAAGCAUGUUUUUGUGUUGCAAAAUAGUCAACUGUUGUGAAUAUAACAUUGGGAUUUUUCGCUAAAAAAUUAAUUGAAUUCAGAACAAAUUUAAACGGUAGAAUUUAAAACGGGAGAGCAAAAAAUAAAGUAGUUAAAAUGGCUGAAGGAAAUGCUCAACACGAUGCUGGCAAAACUAGCUAUCGAAACAAAUUGAAGAAGAGAAAAAAGAAAUUCUUGGCCAAUGUCAAGGGAUUCGGUAAAACGGGAAAUUUUGGUCGUGGAACGCACUUGGAUAGCGAUGAAUGGAAUUAUUAUAUCAACAUUUUGGAUGCAAUGAAACGAGGAUUCGAUUCGUUGGAAGACAAAACGACAAUGUCCGAUAAUGUGCUGGAGCAAACGAUUGACAAGGAAAUACAUACAUCGUCCAAUCAAGUUGCGUGCACAAUCAUUGAGGCACUGUUGCCAUAUUCGAAUGUGGAAAAUUUUGAGCGUUUCCAAACCACGUUUGCCGCAAAUUUCCGGCCAAUUUGUUCGGAUAAAUUUUCAUCACACAUUCUUGAAAAAAUAGUCGCUAUUUCGAUGUUACGCGGUGUCGGAGCGGAUAAUCCACCUGAAUCAACAUCGUCCGAUGCACCGUUGGCAAAGAAACGAAAAACCGUCGAAAUGCCGAGUGAACGUGAAUACAAUUUGACGACACAAUUCACUGGCGAGCAUCGUCAAACGUGUCGUGAGUUUGUGGUGAAGGCGAGCAAAUUCUUGAUGAAUAAUUUAGAAGAUUUCGUAUGGGAUACGUAUGGCAGUCACAUUAUGCGAACAUGUUUCGAUAGUUUGAGUGGUGUUUUUCAAGUAAAAAAGAGUUUCAUUGUUGGCGGUCCAAGUCAGGAGAGCAAGAGUACGACCGAUAAGAAUCUGACGGUGCCCGAUGAAUGGCUGGAAAUUCUACAAGAAUACGCUAAACGAUUGCAGGCAUGGCCACAAUUCCCCGACUUUCCGUACAAUGAACUGUCGUCGGGAUUGGUGCAGAGUUUGUGUACGGCAUUGCACACACGAGACAAAAGUACAGUCAAACACAUGGGCAAACGAUUGUUAAACGAAGCAUUUCUACCGACCGCUGCACAAGCCGAAACGUCCGAUGAAAAGAUGGACGUCAAAGAAAAAUACGAUAUUGAGGAUGGAAAUGAAACUGAAACGAAACCAGAUGUUGAAGUGGAAAAACCAGAAGUGGAUGAGGAAAAAUAUGAUCCGGCUGAAGGUGAAACGAGCCAACAAACUGAAGUCGAACCAAUUGACAAGAAUAUGCCAUCGGUUUUCACCGGCGAACCGGCCAUUCGCUGUCUCGAAACGCUCAUUCAAAUCUCCGGACCAAAACUAUUCACUCAAAUCUAUGCGAUGCUCUUCUGUGGUCGUUUAGUAAAACUCAGCACAGGGCGAUUGACCAACUUUAGUGUGCAAAAGCUGCUGGAUCGUGUGAAAGAGAAAGAGGAAUUUGAAGCGAUAUUCGACGAAUUGGAGACAUCGAUUGAACAAUUGCUUCAAAUUGGUUACACCGGCGUCGUCAGUGCACUGGCACAGGCAUGCUUGCGAUUGUGCACACGCCAAGGCCCAUUCAUGAAAGCCAUUCAAACCGCUUUGGAUUGCGUGCAACCAAAGGAAAAAAGUGAUAAAUUCGCUAUGCUCGUACUAAAACUGAAACCAUACAAAGUUGCCAUGGAAGAUAAAUCAAACUUCAUUCACAUACACGGUGCGGUCAUUCUACAGGCCAUGCUACAAUUCAACAAACCAAUCAAAUUGGUGCAGUGUAUUUUAGACACCGAAAACGCAACACUGACGGAAAUCUUCUGUUCGCCGAAAGGAUCACAUGUUGUCGACGCAUUUAUGGACAGCAAAGCCGUGGGUGAAAAAUCAAGGGAGAAACUCAUUCGACAUAUGGACGGAUGCUAUUUACAAAUGGCAAUUUCAAAGCAUGGAUCAUGGGCAGUGGAAAAGAUGUUCAAUUGCGCUAGUGAUCCACUUAAAGCACGCAUCGUUAAAGAACUCGGCGAGAAACAGAAUCAAUUGAAUGGCAGUCCGUUUGGCAGACUUUUGAAUCAUAAAUUCCAUGUUGACACUUAUCGACUUAGCCCCGAACAAUGGCGUGCUUCCUUCAAGAAAGAAAGCAAAGCCGAUCGCCUGUUUAAGGAUAUUUUGUAAAUUAUUGCUAGGGCAAAUUUAUUGAUUCUAAUAAAGACACAGAUUUUAUUGAAAAAUGAACAAA
Molecule: messenger RNA, 2541 nt
Organism: Sitodiplosis mosellana (orange wheat blossom midge)
Lineage: Eukaryota; Metazoa; Arthropoda; Insecta; Diptera; Cecidomyiidae
Exons: 2
Coding region: 444-2477 (677 amino acids)
Biological process (GO): endonucleolytic cleavage in 5'-ETS of tricistronic rRNA transcript (SSU-rRNA, 5.8S rRNA, LSU-rRNA); ribosomal small subunit export from nucleus; endonucleolytic cleavage in ITS1 to separate SSU-rRNA from 5.8S rRNA and LSU-rRNA from tricistronic rRNA transcript (SSU-rRNA, 5.8S rRNA, LSU-rRNA)
Cellular component (GO): preribosome, small subunit precursor; 90S preribosome; nucleolus
Molecular function (GO): RNA binding
Source: RefSeq, a predicted model, not a curated record